Messenger RNA from Pocillopora damicornis (cauliflower coral), 1636 nucleotides. Its product is annotated as adhesion G protein-coupled receptor L3-like. Gene Ontology annotation, cellular component: plasma membrane. Gene Ontology annotation, biological process: cell surface receptor signaling pathway; G protein-coupled receptor signaling pathway. The record is from RefSeq and is a predicted model, not a curated record. Gene Ontology annotation, molecular function: G protein-coupled receptor activity. Lineage: Eukaryota; Metazoa; Cnidaria; Anthozoa; Scleractinia; Pocilloporidae.
UUCGCUCAACACGGUGCAACAUUCUUUGCUCCUGGGUCAAUGUUUUCAGAUCCCUCAGGGAGCUGUGUGUCGACCAUCGUCUACAAAACACUUCAUAAAGUGUUUAGACUUAAGGAGAAGGGAUUCAGUGAAGCUCAAAAGGAAGGGGGAAAGCUGCAGACGAUUGGCUCGAGUAUCAUCUCAGCUACGGUUCUACCAACUCCAAAAUUCCCAUUGGAAAAACCAGUUAAACUGGUUUUUAAACGUAACAAUCAGAGCCGUAAUUUGAUUGGACAGUGCGUAUUCUGGGAGAUUGGCCGAUCGCAGCGAACGUGGCUUACACGUGGCUGUACACGUGUGGAUCAUGAAUCAAAUGCUCAAGUCACAACGUGCGAGUGCGAUCAUUUGACCAUCUUCGCUAUUUUAAUGAAAAACAAGCCGGUGCAAGCACAACAUCAACACAACCUUGAGUAUAUUUCCACGAUAGGCUGCGCAUGCUCUCUACUGUUCCUUCUGCUGACCUUUACGGUGGUUGUUUUGUGCUGGAAACAAGUAAAGAGUAUUCGAGUCAUAAUGUUACUGAAUCUUUGUGUGGCCAUUGCUGCUUCUUGUUUUUUGAUCAUCCUGGUUGGAUAUGCGAAAAAAAUAGAGAUGCUAUGCACAGUCACUGCAGUAAGCCUCCAUUAUUUCCUAUUGUGUGUAUUUUCAUGGAUGCUGGGUCAUGGCGUUAUCCUGUAUUUCCUGAUUAUCAAAGUUGAGACGCAAGACAGUAUAAAGUCAAGGAUGAAAUGGAUCUACACCUUUGGAUGGAUUUCCCCUCUGCCAAUUGUGGCCGUGUCAUUGGUAUUGACUGGUGCCGAUAGUUACGCAGCCAAUAACUGCUGGCUGACAAUAGAGUAUGGGAUAAUUUACUGGACCUUCGUUGUCCCAGUUGCGAUAAUCGUGCUGAUCAACUCGAUUUUGUUUUUUGUCCUGCUACAUCGUAUAAGCAGAGCUUCAAGGUCCAAAGAAAAGAUAACACGUGCCAAGCACGUGAGGGCUUGGUUACGUCGUUCAGCAAUGCUAUUGCCAUUAAUGGGAGUCACGUGGUUGUCUGGCUUUCUGACGUUCAUUUCCUCUACAGUUGUUUUUCAUUACAUUUUUACCAUAUUGAACUCGCUACAAGGAUUCUUUAUCUUUUUUAAUGUUUGCGUCUUAGAAGAUACGUUCAGAGAAUCUAUGGUUAUUACGUUGUGUAAGCACGCCAGGGAAAACUCUGACCGGUACCUGAAUAAACACGUAUUAAGAUCCACUCCUACACAAAUACAAAUUGCAGUUUCUAAAGACAAAAAGAUUAAUGUUAGUCAACAAGAAGGAUUUGAUGACCUCGCAAACAACAAGGACUCAAAGAGACUCAAAAUUAAACGGCAGAAUUGGAUGACAACCAGUCGUCUUUAGCAGAAGAGACGACAGAUCUAUAUGUUUUAGAAUCAGAAUAGAUACAAAGGAAAGUUAUGCGUUGGACGAAAACAAAAACUUGAAUUUGUGGCAAUCAGAGCUUCCUUUUCCCAGAAAGACAUUUUUGUAUAAUUUGAAAUAUGAUGGCAAUAUCGUAUUUUCUGGUGAUUUGAUCAAAACACUUUACCCAAAUGAUUUAAAAAUAAACCCAAAAAUAAGA